AUGUUCAUGAUGUUCCAGAGAUCUGCUGCAGGCUAUGCCUCCAACACGCUGAGCGGCAUGGCCAAGGAGCAGUGCUAUGCCUCCAACACGCUGAGCGGCAUGGCCAAGGAGCAGUGCUAUGCCUCCAACACGCUGAGCGGCAUGGCCAAGGAGCAGUGCUAUGCCUCCAACACGCUGAGCGGCAUGGCCAAGGAGCAGUGUGGAGUGUCAGGAAUGGCAGAGGCAGCAGUGCACUGUUGUGCAGAAGUCUCGCUGAAGGCCACUGUCUGUGUUGCAGGCUAUGCCUCCAACACGCUGAGCGGCAUGGCCAAGGAGCAGUGCUAUGUCUCCAACACGCUGAGCGGCAUGGCCAAGGAGCAGUGUGGAGUGUCAGGAAUGGCAGAGGCAGCAGUGCACUGUUGUGCAGAAGUCUCGCUGAAGGCCACUGUCUGUGUUGCAGGCUAUGCCUCCAACACGCUGAGCGGCAUGGCCAAGGAGCAGUGCUAUGCCUCCAACACGCUGAGCGGCAUGGCCAAGGAGCAGUGCUAUGCCUCCAACACGCUGAGCGGCAUGGCCAAGACGUCCCUGGACCCACACGGACACCUGCGCCAGCCAGAUCCGUACCAGAUGUUCGGCGCGACCAGCAGUCGCCUCGCUAGCUCAGGCUCGGGCCAGAUCCAGCUGUGGCAGUUCCUGCUCGAGCUGCUGUCCGACUCCUCCAACGCCAACUGCAUCACGUGGGAGGGCACCAACGGCGAGUUCAAGCUGACGGACCCGGACGAGGUGGCGCGGCGCUGGGGCGAGCGCAAGAGCAAGCCCAACAUGAACUACGACAAGCUGAGCAGGGCGCUCAGGUACUACUAUGACAAGAACAUAAUGACGAAAGUCCACGGGAAGAGGUACGCCUACAAGUUUGACUUCCAAGGCCUGGCGGCAGCUACGCAGCCGGCGACAGCCGACCCAGCCGCCUACAAGUACCAGUCAGACCUGUUCAUGUCCAGCUACCACCACUCCACCAAGCUCAACUUCAUGAGUCCCCACGCAGGCAUCCCAUCCUCGUCGGCAAGCAUCUUCCCGUCACCCUCGUCAUACUGGACCAACCCGAGCGCCAACCUGUACUCCAACAUUGCUGCUGCGUCCAGCCACUCCAUGACGCAUCAUCCUGGGCAUGUAGCGUCGCACCUCAGCUCGUACCCGCACUACGCAUGA
Bacillus rossius redtenbacheri is the source of this 1188-nucleotide messenger RNA. It is a transcript of the gene Ets65A, whose product is annotated as DNA-binding protein D-ETS-3. Gene Ontology annotation, biological process: regulation of transcription by RNA polymerase II; cell differentiation. The transcript is spliced from 12 exons. Gene Ontology annotation, cellular component: nucleus. NCBI's taxonomy places the organism in Eukaryota, Metazoa, Arthropoda, Insecta, Phasmatodea, Bacillidae. The record is from RefSeq and is a predicted model, not a curated record. Bases 1 to 1188 code for a protein of 395 amino acids. Gene Ontology annotation, molecular function: DNA-binding transcription factor activity, RNA polymerase II-specific; sequence-specific DNA binding.